CCGCAUUCCUAGGCGGCGGACGACAAACGUUGGGGUGUCUCAAGAACCCACCCAACAGGUGCCCACCCAGGGCGUCGGCGUGCUGACCCAACCUCCCAGCGGACUUGUGCGCGGAGGAGGCGUGGUGUUGCCCGGUGACUUCAACUCACCACUUUUUCAAUUUGGGGAGACCUCUGGUGCGAGGGCUCCUGGCCUAGACCCUAGCGGUUUCUGGGCCAUGAUGAGGGCGAUGAUGUUCAACCAGCCCAUGACCGGUUUCCACAUGCCAAUCACGAUGCCGCAGCCGACGUUCCAACCUGAAGGACGUCGCGAAGUCCAACAGAACGUGGUGGAAAGCGCAAAGCUUUUCGCCCAACACCUGAAGGGUCUGAUGACAGACCCCCGCUUGAACGCUUCGGCGGGAGAGCCUGAUAACAAGGAGUUGAGCCGUUCCCAGCAACGGGAUAACGGCAAGGCCCCGGAGCGUAGGGCCAACAAGAAGCAAACCAGCUGUCGAGACAAAGACGCAACGAGCAAGCGCCGUGAACCCCUGAAAGAAGGGAUCCGACCCGUAUUCGUGAUUGGACCCGUUUCCAGCGUGGUAACGGGUAAAGAUUUCCGGGUUUUUCGUUUGACGGCUUUCGAUUUUUUCCCCUUUGGGGGUGGCGCCCGGGACGAUGACGCCACAGUAACCAACGAGCGGAGAGGCACUGCACUCAGAACCCUAGAACGGUCAAUUCCUCCCAUCAGGCCAUCGGGGCGGAGGGAGGGAUUUUGUCGACAACGGGGAUAACAGGAGUAGACUCAGAAAACGCCAUGAGGACGAGGAAGGAUGAACUAACCUUCUGGGCAAAGUUGCGACGGUGACGUUGGGUGAGUAGGGACGGUGGUUGAAAUCGAGGUUGAAAGUGCGGCGCAGAAAUAACAAAGGUGGAGAAGAUUGGGGAUAAAUUUCGUUUUUAUAUGACAAAAAGAUCCGACCCGACUCAAGAAAAGGCAACGAUCAUG
This is a messenger RNA of Cuscuta campestris, 987 nucleotides long. Lineage: Eukaryota; Viridiplantae; Streptophyta; Magnoliopsida; Solanales; Convolvulaceae. The record is from the annotation of a GenBank genome assembly.